AUGCCUCGGCCAAACCGCAACCUGGCCACUGGCGCGCGAGUCAACGUGGUUGCGCGGUACGUGUAUCCAAGACACCUGGUGUCAACGCUGGUGCAUGAUGUGCGGGGUCAGGUGCUGCAGAAUCUGCUGGUGACUGGCUUUGGUGAGCGCGACAAGAAGAAGAACUGCGCCCUCUUGCGGUGGGAUCUGCACCCGGGCCACGAAUUCUACGCUGCAAGGGGCAACUGCCGUGUCAUGCAGACGGAGGCAGACUCCCCGCGACAGCCCCGAUCCCACAGCAAGGCGCCGCCGCAGCAAGCCCAACAGCACAGGCCCCAGCAGCAGCAUCAGCAAGCACAGCUGCCAAUCUCACAACUGCUCACCUCUCCGCGGCCACAGCAACAGGCGCACAAGCAGCACAAGCAGCAUGCCAACACAGGAAACGAUCGCAAUUGCACAAGCCCCGACAAACAGCGCUUCCAGCCUGAGCAGCAGCAGCAACAGCAACAGCAACAGCAACAGCAACAACAACAGCAGCAACAACAGCAACAACAGCAACAACAGCAACAACAGCAACAACAGCAACAGCAAAUGGGGCCACCGCCACCGCCGCCGCCACCGACAUCCUUUCAUGACAACUCGGCGGCGCUGGCAGCUGCGUCAACAGCGGAUGCUGACAAAACCAAUGACAGCCUGCGUCGAAGCAGCGGCAGCGGCAGCGGCGCUGGCACGGCACAGGAGCACCCGUUGCUGCACGCCCUCCCACUACACCAUCCUGGCCUGCGGGCUGGAGAUGUUCACCUGCCACCCAUUUACGCUGCGUUGAACGAAGACCAACAACACGCGCCCUUGGCCGCCACCUCCUCUACCACGCCAACCUCUGCUGCUGCCCCUCCCGUCUCAUCAGCCACCACAACGACCACCACCGCCACGACCAGCACCUCCUCGACCUCCCCUUCCACCGCCUCCUCCUCCGCCUCCUCUGCUGCUGCUAUUGCUGCUGCGGCCGUGGCUGUGUCGUCCUCUGCCGUCGUCAUACCGGGCCCGUACGACGACGGCCCACACCACCAACACGUCAGCUAUCAGCAGCACCAGCAGCAGCAAGAGGAAGGGGCCUCCCAUGGCAUGCUGGUCUCUCGCCACCAGACGGCGUCCUCACAGCACCCGCAUCACCCAAGCAUGCUGCAAGGACUGGCCCUCCCUCCCUUGCCCCAGCAUCAUCACCAACAACAACAGCAACAGCAACAGCAGCACCACCAACAGCACCACCAACAGCACCAACAGCAGGCGCUUGAGCAGGAUGCAGAGGUAUUGCAGGAACAGCAGGUCCUGGCGCAUACCCAGCAGAACCCGGCAGAGCACCACCACCAUCACCACCAUCACCACCACGUCCUCGUACACGCCCCUCACGGCAGCCAGCACCACAUGCAGCAGCAGUUCCACUCCCAUCACCACGACGAUGGGCAGCCAAGGCACGCACUGCCAUACCAAGCGCCGCCUGUUGUUGGCGCACAACUACAGCCGUAUCACCAGCACCAGCAACCACCCGCCUCUUUUGGGACGGAGUACAUGCCCUAUCGAUCGCAGCAUCACCAGCAAGAGCAAGAGCAACAACAACAACAACAACAACAGCAGCAGCAGCAGCAGCAGCAGCAGCAGCAUGAACAGCAGCAACAGCAGCAUGCACAUGCGGUGGGGCCACCGCCACCGGCCCCUUCCAUGCUUGAGUUGCCAAGCUUACCUCCACCGCACAGACCCCCAGUGCCUUAUGCACCCGUGCCGCCUGCCCCAUCACAGCCUUCCGUGCACCACGCAGGCCACCACCGCCACACACUUUCCCACACGCGCCACGAAGCCCACGCCCACCACAGCCUCGACCAGCAUCACACGCACCCACACCCACACCCACACCUGCACCAGCACCAGCAGCAACAACAACAGCAACAGCAGCACCAGCAGCAACAGCAACAGCAACAGAUGCCGCAGCUAUCAAGGCUGCCGUCACACUCGGAGCAUCCAGUCUUGCUUGGGUUGCACCAGGGGCACCACUACACGCCACCAUCAGCGAAUUCCGACGUACAAGUGGACCAACCACAGCACGAGCCGCAGCCAUCACAACAGCAACAGCAGCAACAGCAGCAAGAUGGAUCCUCUUCACGGAAGGGUGCGCAAAAGCAAUCUUCGUCACAAGCAGUUGUUAGGGCGGAUCGUGGGCUGUCGAGUAAGGCGCCGCCCCCGCAUGAUGAUGACAGCAACCCGGACCUGCAACAACAACAAGAACACCAAGAACAACGGGAACAACGGGAACAACGAGAACAACGGGAACAACGGGAACAACAACGAGAACAGCAACAACAUCAAGGGCAGCGGCAGCCACGACAGGAGGAGGAGCCAGGCCUGCGCAACUCAAGUGGUGGAGCGCGACAACGUCGACACAUACACGCGGGCAAGCAGCAACGCCACGAUCAACACAAAGAGCAGCACCGGGAUGCCCCCGAAGAGGUGCACCAACAAGAACAGCAGCAACACCAAGAACAGCAACAGCCACAGCAACAGCAGCAACAGCAGCAACAGCAGCAACAGCAACAACAGCAGCAACAGCAACAACAGCAGCAACAGCAGCAGCACGACCACAGCCAGGACAAGGGUGCAACAGCGUUGGCGUGUGAGAGCGGAGUGGCGCCAGGUGAACCCGAGCUGGUGCACGUGCACGUGCAAAAUGAGCUGCUGCUGAGUGUGGAGGACGAUGAUUCCGACUGGGAGAGCAUUUCCGAUGAUGACAGUGAUGGGCGUGACAGCGGUGAUGAUGACUUUCGUGGUGGCCGCAACCACGAUGAGGAUCAUGGUUGUGGCACAAGCACAGCGUUUGCACAUCCAGGCAGCGAUGGCGAAGGUGAUAGUGUACACAGCAGAGCCAGUGGCUCACGCACACCACAUGUCGAUGACAUCGGUGAAGAUCAAGAUGACAACGAUGGAGGGCAGCCACGUAAGCGCGCAAAGCGGCGCGCCUCGUCCGCUCAACCACCAUCUCUGGCGCAAGCAGCCAGUCCUUCUGCUGCUUCUGCAUCUUCUGCUGCUUCUGCUGCUUCUGCUGCUGUUGGUGGUGGUGGUGGUGGUGGUGGUGGUGAUGAUGGUGAUGGUGGUGGUGGUACAGGUGUGCUGCAUCGUCGCCGCAGAAGCAAGUGGGCCCGUGCGCGGUACACAUGGCAUGGCGCAUAUACGCACAUUACACGUGACUGGCGCACCACCAGCACCACCAGCACCACCAGCACCACCAGCACCACCAACACCACCAGCACCACCAGCAACACGAGCACAAACACGACGAUCACCGCCACGAAUGUGCCUGCCAACACAACUUUGAUCCCUACACAUACCAACAACAGUAGCAACGUUAGUAGCACGAGCAGCACCGCGAACAUGCAUCCAGGCGCCACCGACACCACGAGCAGGGCGCAUGGCUGGCACGUUGGCAACCGCAAUGCCCGCUUCGUUCCACACCACCGACCCAUGCCGCCUCUGACACAGUUCCAGGAGGCGCACAGCAACCGCCACGCGCGCCACUACUCUCCGCUCAGCCUCUUUGCCACAUUCUUUCCGCUAGAGGGGAUCGCCGACAGCAUUUUGGCGUCACCGUCACCACCACCACCGCCACCAUCAUCAUCUUCACCACUGUCAUCGUCGUCACACAGUGCACGCACGGCCAACCCGCAAGACGCCAGCGACACACCAACAACAACAGCAGCACCACCACCCAGGGCCGCAACUGUCAACAACAGCAGCAGCAGCAGCAACAACAGCAAUCACGUUGCCUGUGACGCCAGCGACGGCAGCAUCACAGCGAGCGAGUUCUCGCGCUAUCUCGGGCUGUGCCUGCUCAUGUCCCAAUAUCCACAGCAGCCGCUUCGCUCGUUCUGGCGACCUGUGUCCAUGUCGCAUCCGCUCACCAUUCGCUCGAGCUUCGCCGACCUCAUGUCCUUUGAUCGGUUUCAGCACAUUGCUGGUCGCCUCCGUCGCUUCGCACUCGCACGCGCACGGCCAGCACCGCGGUUCAGUGGUGAUUACGCCGGCACAAACACAGCCAGCAACACAAGCAACGCAAACACCGCAAGCAACGCCGACAAAAGUCCACAAGAACACCAACGUCGGCAGCAACAACAGCAACAACGACAACAGCAACGACGACAACAGCACCAGCAGAUCUUACCGAUCAUCAUAUUGUGUGAUCUUGUGGAUGAAAUGAACGCGCGCACGCAGGCGGCUUUCACACCGUCGUGGCUGCUUCGCCUCACCACUGGACACACGUGCGGAUCGCAGCGCCACCCGCUCUCAACACAGUUCUCAGCAGUGUCGUGUGCCCAGACCGGGGUGGUGUUUGCCGUGUACUUGAGCAUGCCUUCUCCCACCAACACACGUAAGGCAGGCGGCGUGGUAUCGCAUGCGCCCACCGCUCAGAGCAGCAGUGCAGGGAAUGUGCCUGCAACCGCAGACCCAGGACGCGCACCGCCUCAAAGUGCACAGGACGAUGCGGACUCGCCAGACGCACAGCACCAACAGCAGCGACCAGGAAGUGCGUUUCCACAGGCAACACGCAACGUGACUGAUAUGUUGCGCAAGGCGCUCCGUGAAGCAAGGCACCCGCACACCCCCGCAACGCACAUGCACACAUCAUCAUCAUCAUCAUCAACAUCAUCAUCAACAUCAUUGUCGCUGUCGUCGUCGUCGGCAAUGCGCAGGAAUUCCACCCACCUCUCCCCUUACAGCAGCAUUCGUCGUGACGCUGGUGGCACUGACACACACGCAGGCAGCAGGGCCUUUGCUCGCAAGCGGCUGUCGCCGUCACAGCUUGCCCUGCGCGCGUUGCUGGCCGCGGGGGUGCCGGUGUCCCUUUCACCAGCACGACAAAGCGCAGCGGCUGUCACACCUAGCCACAACAGCCACAACAGCCACAACAGCCACAACAGCCACAACAGCAGUGACCGUGGUCAUGGCAACAGCAUGAGGCAUGCAGCAGCACCCACAACCACAGGUCCCCACAGCGCCGGCAGCAGCACGUCGUUGACCGGCAGUGCUGUUGUGAUUGAUGGUGAUGUUGGAUCGCUUGAGUUGCUGGCGGCGUUGCGGCGGGCAGGUAUCUUUGGUGUGACGCCGAUUCGAAGCAGCAACAUGCGAUGGAGUCGCGCGCUUCCUGUUGCCCAGCUCAAGGCCGAUGCUGUUACCCUCGCCCCUGGACAAUGCAUCGCACGCGUUGGAAGCGUGGGCGGUGAGGGCGUGUAUGUGGCUGCUGUGCGCGGCGUGUCGCACGUGUGCAUGCUGGCGUCAACCUUUGGCACCACCUCCUACCGUGCAGACACGCACCAUCAUCAGCAGCACCAUGAUGGCGAUGCUAUCCCUACGGGUGCCGUUGGGGAUGCCCCCUUUCCAUCGCAGCUGUCACGACCGCCACUACCGCCCUUGCCCCCAGCGCAGCCACCACAUCAUCACCACCAGCACCACCAGAAGCAGCACCACCAGCACCAGCGCCACCACCAUCAACAGCCGCAGCCCGCCACGCUGGAUCACCAGCACCACCAAUAUCAGCAGCACCAGCAGCCACCACAGCAAGAACAGCAACAACAAGAACAGCCCAGCCUCGGCACAGUAUAUACAGGCAUGAGGCAUGCAGCAGCACCCACAACCACAGGUCCCCACAGCGCCGGCAGCAGCACGUCGUUGACCGGCAGUGCUGUUGUGAUUGAUGGUGAUGUUGGAUCGCUUGAGUUGCUGGCGGCGUUGCGGCGGGCAGGUAUCUUUGGUGUGACGCCGAUUCGAAGCAGCAACAUGCGAUGGAGUCGCGCGCUUCCUGUUGCCCAGCUCAAGGCCGAUGCUGUUACCCUCGCCCCUGGACAAUGCAUCGCACGCGUUGGAAGCGUGGGCGGUGAGGGCGUGUAUGUGGCUGCUGUGCGCGGCGUGUCGCACGUGUGCAUGCUGGCGUCAACCUUUGGCACCACCUCCUACCGUGCAGACACGCACCAUCAUCAGCAGCACCAUGAUGGCGAUGCUAUCCCUACGGGUGCCGUUGGGGAUGCCCCCUUUCCAUCGCAGCUGUCACGACCGCCACUACCGCCCUUGCCCCCAGCGCAGCCACCACAUCAUCACCACCAGCACCACCAGAAGCAGCACCACCAGCACCAGCGCCACCACCAUCAACAGCCGCAGCCCGCCACGCUGGAUGUUCGGGGCUUUGGCGAUGAAGAGCGAGCACAGGGUGGCGAGGACCACACUGCGACUUCACUCUCCACAACACCUCCACCACAUACACACCAGCACCAGCACCACCAAUAUCAGCAGCAACAGCAGCAACCACAGCAAGAACAGCAACAACAAGAACAGCAACAACAAGAGCAGCAGCAGCAACAGCAGUUGUAUCCGCACAUCUUGCGUGUGUGUCAGGAAGCGCGCAGACACAACGGUGUUGCCGUUGGCGAGGCAAAAGUACCACCUCCAGCAACAGCGACAGCGCAUUCAAUUCACAAUGGCCAUGGUGGUAACAUCAUGCACACAACCACAACCGAGCCGGGGGCACAGUCCUCCUCAAAAUCGCCGCCAGGGGAAGAAGAAGUGAUCACUGCCACGACUCGGAGUUCGAUUGGAAAGGCCGUGCGUCGUGCUGUUUCGUGUUCAGACUGGUGGGAGAGUCAGUUUUGGUUCCUGGUGAGCACAGCCAUCGACAACGCGUACAAGAUGCACGUGCAUGUGCACGGCAACAGCAGCAGCAGCAGCACCACCAGCAGCAGCAGCAGCAGCAAAGACAGCGGAGAUGGCGGCGGUGCGUUGGAUGCGACGUCGUUUGUGCUGCAACUCGCACGCGAGCUGUUGUACAGCGGAGUGUCUGAGGCCGUGUCAACCGGGAUUGGCGUUGGACCUGCGCACCACAACACGGCGCUUGGAACCGCAGGCACCCACCCGUCCACACGCGUCCACGGCGGAGAGCACUAUUCUUCGCGGGAGGCGGUCACUGUUUCGUCGACAUCAUCGUCGUCGUUUGCGAGCGGUGUGGAUGCGCGGAGUGCACACGUGUUACCGCACCAGUUGUCAACACCGCUCUCCGCAUCAUCUGUCACACCCUCGUCCAUGGCAGCUGCGAUGGGGCCAGGGAUGGGACCACCACCGCCACCAGCCAUGGCAGGUGGGGUGAACGUGGCGCCAUCAAGCCCAACGGAGAGCCAGCUGCACACGCUGCAAAUGAUUCCUCUCUACUCGACGUUUGAUCGGAAGCAGCAGAUGUGGGUGAAGAGACUCAAGGACAAGUAUCCACAGCGGCUGUGCGUCAUCUGUGGGCGCCGCACACGCUACUUCUGUGCUGCAUGUGCACCAGAUGGACUGUGCAAGACGGGCGACUGCUUUGUCAAGCACUGCGCCAAGUUUGGCCAGUGAGGAAGUGGUGUGGUUUUGUGUGUGUGUGUGUAUGCGUGUGUGUUGUGUGCAUAAC
Salpingoeca rosetta is the source of this 7450-nucleotide messenger RNA. RefSeq lists its product as uncharacterized. The record is from RefSeq and is a predicted model, not a curated record. Bases 1 to 7395 code for a protein of 2464 amino acids. The transcript has 2 exons. Lineage: Eukaryota; Choanoflagellata; Craspedida; Salpingoecidae.